Mesorhabditis spiculigera is the source of this 1103-nucleotide messenger RNA. The record is from the annotation of a GenBank genome assembly. NCBI's taxonomy places the organism in Eukaryota, Metazoa, Nematoda, Chromadorea, Rhabditida, Rhabditidae.
UCAUCCACUGGGUCCUUGGAUUUUCGACGUUCGACGGUCGGUUCGAACCGCGCGAUUCGAUGAAAUGUAAUGGGAAAAGACGGUAUAACCAAAAAGUGACUGAGUCGACCAAGGAGACACGGGCCCAUGCGGAGACCGCCGCCGACAGAUUUGUGGCAUAUCUCGAUCGGAUAGGGCCUGUCGGUAUUUUGAAAGAAUACGAGUCGAACAAGGCCUAUCUACCGCCCAACGUCAAAUGCGAGACGGGCCGCCGAAAUGCCGACAAGAAUCGAUACAGGGAUGUGAUGUGCCUGGACACGACCCGAGUCGUCCUGAAACCCAAGUUUGGCCCGUACACCGCCGACGACGGUGACUACAUCCAUGCAAACUGGGUCCGCGGCGACGGUCUCGAACGGAAGUACAUCGCCACUCAAGCCCCACUUCCCCACACCGUCGAAGACUUUUGGCGCAUGGUGUUACAGGUCGAGGCAAGGAUUAUCAUCUGCCUGGGCGAAUCGGGCGCGAAAAAUGAUUUCGGAUUGUCGUUGUUUUGGGGGAUGGACGGCCGCGGACAGAUGAGAUAUGGAAAAGUGGUCGUCGUGAUUGAGGGUGUGACAAGUUAUCCGAAGGACGGCCUGCGUGUCUACAGGAUCAAGGUGUCGCUGGGAAGCGCCGGAAUCGCGAGAAGGACCGCAUCAUCCGAUCGAUGUGUGAUGAAAACCUUGGAGCGGUUGAAGGGCGCGUGUGAUGGGGACAUCCAAGACCAACACACAGACAUAAGGUGGCGGCGUGACAGGAAAACGGCGCGUGGCCGCAAAACGGCCGUUCCACUCCGCCACUCCGUGGCUGGGAAAACGGCGGUCAUCCAGUGUUUGGCUGGAAUCGAUGGGACUGGCACUCUGAUUGCCGUUGAUAUGAUCGUCACCCGCAUCCUCAACGGCGACAUCGUAUGGGUGCUGGACGUGUUCGAGGAGUUGCGCGGCUGCCGGGCCAGUGCCAUCCAGACAUCCCAGCAAUACCUCUUGGUCUACGUCACCGUUUUCGACUAUCUCAGGGAAAAAUUCGGCGCUGACCGUUACCAAGCCCAGUACGACAAGUUCAAGCAGCGGCUCGAGAAGAUGGGC